GUGGGACUUAGUCUGUUACACAACUGCUUCCCGUCUCCAUUCUGGUUACAUCUCCUUGCCGGCAUUUUCUCCUAAAAAAUUCUUACUUUGUUUUAAAAAUAAGGAACCAAGAAAUGAGUGGGGACCAUGCCCACAACGAUUCCCAGAUCGAGUCUGGAUCUCGGGUUAAUGAUUCUCACAAACACAAAGACAAACACAAGGACAAAGAAUACCGGCACAAAGACCACAAAAAAGAGAAGGAGAGGGAGAAAUCAAAGUACAGCAACAGCGAACACAAGGACUUGUUGGAAAAGAAGCACAGAGACAAGGAGAAGGUGAGGCAGAAAGAUGGCGCGGACAGACAUAAAGACAAAGAGAAGAGGAAAGAAGAGAAGAUGCGGUCCUUUGAUGGAAAACCCAAGAAAGAAAAGGAGAACGGCUUUGCCAGUCCCCCCCGCGUCAAAUCCGAACCAGACAACGAUGGCUUCUACCACUCCCCAAAACACGAAAGGUCGCUGAAGCGGGAACGGGAUGACGACGAUUCUGAAUUCAUGCCCAAAAAAAUUAAAAUAGAAAAUGACAAGAAGGUAAAGAAGAGGAAACCGGAGGAAGAGGAGGACAUCAAACCCAAGAAGAAAAGGAAAGAUAAGAAAGGUGACGUGGCAGACGGAAAGAAAAAAGCCAAGAAGGAGCCAGAGGAAAAGUGGAAAUGGUGGGAGGAAGAGCGGGCCACUGAUGGCUCAAAAUGGAGGUUCUUGGAACAUAAAGGUCCUGUCUUUGCCCCACCUUAUGAACCCCUGUCAAGCAAAGUCAAAUUUUACUAUGACGGAAAACCCUUCAAACUGAGUGAGAAGGCAGAGGAAGUAGCCACCUUCUUUGCCAAAAUGUUGGACCACGAGUACACCACUAAGGACAUCUUCCGCAAAAACUUCUUCAAGGACUGGAGGAAGGAAAUGACAUCGGAGGAAAAGGGAAAACUUACAGACCUCAAUAAGUGUGAUUUCAGUGAGUUGAACGAGUACUUCAAAGCCCAGUCAGAGGCCAGGAAGCAGAUGUCCAAAGAAGAGAAACUGAAAAUCAAGGAGGAGAACGAGCGCCUCCUGCAGGAGUAUGGCUUCUGUUUGAUGGACAACCACAAGGAGCGCAUCGCCAACUUCCGCAUCGAGCCGCCAGGCCUGUUCCGCGGCCGAGGGGACCACCCUAAAAUGGGCAUGCUGAAACGGCGCAUCCGGCCUGAGGACAUCAUCAUCAACUGCAGCAAGGACUCCAAACACCCCAAGCCACCGCCAGGUACAAAGUGGAAAGAGGUUCGCCAUGACAACAAGGUGACAUGGCUGGUGUCCUGGACAGAAAACAUCCAGGGAUCAAUCAAGUACAUCAUGCUCAACCCCAGCUCCCGCAUCAAGGGAGAGAAGGACUGGCAGAAGUAUGAGACUGCGCGGAGGCUGAAGAAGUGCGUGGGCCGCAUCCGGGCGCAGUAUCGGGAGGAUUGGAAGUCCAAAGAGAUGCGAAUCAGGCAGAGGUCCGUUGCUCUGUACUUCAUCGACAAGCUGGCACUAAGAGCGGGAAACGAGAAGGAGGAGGGCGAGACCGCGGACACGGUGGGCUGCUGCUCCCUGCGUGUGGAGCACAUCAAACUCUCGCCCGAGAAGGACGGCCAGGAGUUCGUGGUGGAGUUUGAUUUCCUGGGAAAGGACUCCAUCCGCUACUACAACAAGGUGCCAGUGGAGAAGAGGGUCUUUAAAAACCUCCAGCUGUUCAUGGAGAACAAGCAACCGGAAGAUGACCUGUUUGACCGUCUCAACACCUCCAUUUUGAACAAGCACCUCCAGGAGUUGAUGGACGGACUGACGGCCAAAGUGUUCCGUACCUACAACGCCUCCAUCACCCUGCAGCAGCAGCUGAAGGAGCUAACCACCCCGGAAGAGAACAUCCCGGCGAAGAUCCUGUCCUAUAACCGGGCCAACCGCGCCGUGGCCAUCCUGUGCAACCACCAGAGAGCCCCACCCAAGACCUUCGAGAAGUCCAUGCAGAACUUGCAGACUAAGAUCGAUGCCAAGAAGGAUCAGCUAUUUGAUGCCAAGCGGGAGCUGAAGAGUGCCAAGGCGGACGCCAAAGUACGGAGAGACGAGAAGUCCAAAAAAGCGGUAGAGGCUAAGAAGAAGGCUGUGCAGAGGAUAGAAGAGCAGCUGAUGAAGCUGGAGGUGCAAGCAACUGAUCGUGAGGAGAACAAGCAGAUUGCCCUGGGCACCUCCAAACUCAACUACCUGGAUCCCCGAAUCUCCGUGACCUGGUGUAAAAAGUGGAGUGUUCCCAUCGAGAAAAUCUACAACAAGACACAGAGGGAGAAGUUUGCCUGGGCCAUUGACAUGGCAGAUGACGAUUAUGAGUUUUAAAACCCAUUUGCGAUUUUAAAAAUAUUUUCCAUUUUUAUUUUAUUUUUUGCGCAUAACUGAUUCCAGUGGUGAGUGAGCCUGAAGACGGACAGAGAUGGAGGAGUAAAAAGGGGUUUACAAAACAAAGGAGAGCGGUUACCGUUUCAAUGUUCAGCGGUCUCUGUCCCCCCCAAUAUUGUGACUGACCCCUUUGGGACCUGAUGAUGUCCCUGCCACCUUUGAACUCUGUGGUCCUGUAGCUACUGUAGUCAACAAAACUGCUUUUAUUUUUUAAUUGUUUUAUGAUUUUAUUCUCUUGGUCCAUUUUUAGCCCUUCCAGUUACUGAAUUCUAUAUUUUAAUAGAAAAGUGGUAAAUUAAUGAUGUCCUUACAAUACACCCACGCCUUGUAAGAGAGCGAGGUUCCAGCCCACUCCGUGGUGAACUGACCGCAAAAGCUGUGUAUGGCCGAGCGUGUGAUGUGUUUUAAAAAAAUGAAAUAAAAGGUAAGAAAUGUUCAUUUUAUCUUUUGAAUUGUGUGGAGUUCAGUCCAUGAGAUGAAUGAGGAUGCUGGGACGUAGGAGAUGGUAAAACCAUAUUUAUAUUACUCUUGGCAGAAAGAAUGUGAAUUUUCAUUUUCAGUUUCUAUCAGGGACUUUUUUUUUUUUUUUCCUUCAGUGUAAAUGUGAACCAAUAUUUGUACUUUGUGUACCCCAAAUCCUGUGAUCGUCUUUCUGCACACUUCUUAGUCUCCAUUCAGUUUUAACCCCAUUAUUUUGAAUGGCUUUUUCAAGAGGAAGAAACUCAUAUCUUCAUAUCUGUUACUUGAAGAAAUUGCUAUUUUAAUGUACUGUUGUUGGGUAGGAGUGAAUAAACCUUUUUUUUCUUUUUUUUUUUUCUUAUAAAAGGUCAGAAAAUUUGUUGGAGGGAUAUCAACAUUUGCCAAAAAAUGAAAUAAUUAAAAUGUUACCAUUUUAGGGCUUUUUUUGUAAUUAAAGAGUGAGGGAAGUAUAACAUUUUAUUUUUUCUCCACUUACCAUCACCCCUCUUUAUUUUUUAUUUUUGAGGAUUCCUUUCAUUGACCAUACUUUUACCAGUUUAUCAACCUCUCCUGCCAUAGCUUCCAAUAUUUUAAUUUCUUCUUUUUUUUUUUUUUCUUUUAUUGCUCCUUGUAGGUUAUUUAAGAAUAAAACCCUACAAAUUCUGA
Conger conger (European conger) is the source of this 3560-nucleotide messenger RNA. It is a transcript of the gene top1a, whose product is annotated as DNA topoisomerase Ia. Gene Ontology annotation, biological process: DNA topological change; chromosome segregation; DNA replication. The record is from RefSeq and is a predicted model, not a curated record. The transcript is spliced from 21 exons. NCBI's taxonomy places the organism in Eukaryota, Metazoa, Chordata, Actinopteri, Anguilliformes, Congridae. The coding region runs from base 114 to 2375 and encodes 753 amino acids. Gene Ontology annotation, cellular component: nucleolus; chromosome. Gene Ontology annotation, molecular function: DNA binding; DNA topoisomerase type I (single strand cut, ATP-independent) activity.